Molecule: messenger RNA, 951 nt
Organism: Daktulosphaira vitifoliae (grape phylloxera)
Lineage: Eukaryota; Metazoa; Arthropoda; Insecta; Hemiptera; Phylloxeridae
Exons: 3
Coding region: 118-459 (113 amino acids)
Source: RefSeq, a predicted model, not a curated record
AACUGUUUUAUGACGUCCAUGUUGCUUUAUUUUAGUCAAGCAGAAGUAGCAAUCAACUUCGUGACACAUUGGUUGUCGCCAAAUUGUUGGUACAUCAAAUGAUAAGUAUUGUCUAAAAUGGAUGUUAAACCAAAAAAUGUUUACAUUGAACUUAAGGAAUUAUCUAACCAGGUGAUAAUGAAAUACCCAUUUGAAAAAAACUAUGGAUCAGCAACAAAUAUUGCAAGAGUAAAUACGGAUCAAAUGAAAAUUAUAGCUAUGAUUAGGAAUGAAUAUGAAAGAAUCGAAAAAGUACUUAAUGAAUGUAAAGAACUAGGAGAUAAACUAGACCUGGUUCAAUAUUAUUCUAAAGUGAUGAUUAUUUUACUAGAAAAAUUGAAUAUACCAUCGAGUUUUUGUUGUUAUUUAAAUGAUAAACAAAUAUUGAGCAAAAUAUUUGAGUAUUAUUGUAAUGAUUGAAAUUUCAUCUCAAAGUCAGUAUUUUUAGAUUUUUUGAAUAAUGAAAAACUACUGGAUGAUGAGAAUGUAUCAUACAAUAAUAUAAUUGACCAAUUAGAUUUACAAAGUAAUUAUUUAAGCAUUUUUUAAAACUAUUUAAAAGAAAAAAAAAUUGAAUAUUAUUACAUAUAAGAUAAUGAUUUGUGAAGGACGAUAAAGUUGUAAAAGCUAAUAAUGUUAUUUUUCAUUCAACACAUCACAUGAGUAAUAGUACCAACAAAUCUUCAUUAUAAAGUUAUUUAAUAUUUAUUUAACCACAUUGCAAUAAUAAUAGUUUUCUCAAAAUUAUUCAUUACGAUGUGAUUUUGUAGACUUUUAUAAGAAAAAAAAUAUUAUCAGGUUUUUCUACGUUGAUGGAACCUUAUUUGGGAAAAUAUUUGGAUAAUUUGGGAUUAACUCAAUGUACAUAAGAUUUUUUAAAUAAAUUUGAACUUGUAAGAAUGUUUAUCACUU